GCAUUCGUCGACAGCGCAAAAAAUCAGCCAAAGUAGAAAAUUUGUCGUCUGCUCAUCGAGUUGGUCGAACGUAGCUUUCAGUAGCAAAUCAGUCGGACAAGCCGGAAGCUCGCUAGAGUCGCUCUCGUCUGGAUUUCAAUUUCUCAAAUUUAAAAGUUCUUGUACAAACGAAAACAAUAUGACCAUCAAGUCGAUCAAGGCCCGUCAAAUCUACGACUCGCGUGGCAACCCCACCGUCGAGGUCGAUCUGACCACCGAUCUGGGUCUGUUCCGUGCCGCUGUCCCCUCGGGUGCAUCGACCGGUGUGCAUGAGGCUUUGGAGCUGCGCGAUGGUGACAAGGCCAACUAUCACGGCAAGUCUGUGCUGAAGGCCGUUGGCCAUGUGAACAACACUCUUGCUCCCGAGCUGAUCAAGGCCAAUCUGGAUGUGACCGAUCAGUCUGCCAUCGAUAACUUCAUGAUCAAGCUGGACGGCACUGAGAACAAGAGCAAGUUCGGUGCCAACGCCAUUCUGGGCGUGUCUCUGGCCGUUGCCAAGGCUGGCGCUGCCAAGAAGAAUGUGCCAUUGUACAAACACAUUGCUGAUCUCGCUGGCAACACUGAUAUCAUUCUGCCUGUGCCCGCAUUCAAUGUGAUCAACGGCGGCAGCCACGCUGGCAACAAGCUGGCUAUGCAGGAAUUCAUGAUCCUGCCAACUGGCGCCACCAGCUUCACUGAAGCCAUGAAGAUGGGCUCUGAGGUCUACCAUCAUCUGAAGAAUGUCAUCAAGGCCAAGUUCGGUCUGGAUGCCACCGCUGUGGGUGAUGAGGGUGGCUUUGCCCCUAACAUUCAGUCCAACAAGGAGGCUCUCUGCCUGAUCAGCGAUGCUAUCGCCAAGGCUGGCUACACUGGCAAGAUCGAAAUCGGUAUGGAUGUUGCUGCCUCUGAGUUCUUCAGGGAUGGCCAGUACGAUCUGGACUUCAAGAACCCACAGAGCGACAAGGCCCAGUGGCUGUCGCCCGAGAAGUUGGCCAACUUGUACCAGGAGUUCAUCAAGGACUUCCCCAUUGUGUCCAUUGAGGAUCCCUUCGAUCAGGAUCACUGGGAUGCCUGGACCAACCUGACCUCCAACACCAAAAUCCAGAUUGUCGGCGACGAUUUGACUGUCACCAACCCCAAGCGCAUUGCCACCGCUGUGGAGAAGGGCGCUUGCAACUGCUUGCUGCUGAAGGUCAACCAGAUCGGCACAGUCACCGAGUCCAUUCAGGCCCAUUUGUUGGCCAAGAAGAACGGCUGGGGCACCAUGGUCUCUCACCGUUCCGGUGAAACCGAGGACUCCUUCAUCGGUGACCUGGUCGUCGGUCUGUCCACCGGCCAGAUCAAGACUGGCGCUCCAUGCCGCUCGGAGCGUCUGGCCAAAUACAACCAGAUUCUGCGCAUUGAGGAGGAGAUCGGCGCGGGCGUCAAGUUCGCUGGCAAGAACUUCAGGAAACCACAGUAAACGUUGACACUUCAAAAUUCCAAACACACCGAGCACACUCACCUCUCACGCUAAAAACAAAAAUAAACGAAAUGAAAAAGUAAAAAGAAACCAACCAACAAAAUGAACACAAGUGUCGCAUUUGGUGUAACGUUUUUGUCAACCUCUUAUUUGGGUUUGUGACUGGCGCACAAAGCAACCGAUCUAUACUAUUACCCACACUUUGCUUCGUUAUUAGACAUUAUGAUUAACGUUACGAUUAGUAUGAUCCUUCUCCACUCAUUUUAUGCUGCUCGACAGAGGCACAAAUAUCAUUGUAUAACCAUAAUAUGGUACGGAUUCAUCUAUGUUCAAUGCUGCCCCGAUCAACAAUAAAGAUACAAUACAAUUACAUACUUGUUAUAAGCAUCAAAUUGUUCGAUUCGAUCAGUUAGCGAGUAUAUAUUGUUAACACGCUAAAAACAAAAGACGAAUCCAUUAUACUCUUAUUCAAAGUGUUACUAGAUGUCAAAUAAAUAUGGUUGAAAAAAAAAA
Molecule: messenger RNA, 1993 nt
Organism: Drosophila sulfurigaster albostrigata
Lineage: Eukaryota; Metazoa; Arthropoda; Insecta; Diptera; Drosophilidae
Gene: Eno
Product: enolase
Exons: 3
Coding region: 179-1480 (433 amino acids)
Biological process (GO): glycolytic process
Cellular component (GO): phosphopyruvate hydratase complex
Molecular function (GO): magnesium ion binding; phosphopyruvate hydratase activity
Source: RefSeq, a predicted model, not a curated record